This is a messenger RNA of Cyprinus carpio (common carp), 3123 nucleotides long. RefSeq names its product nuclear receptor subfamily 2 group F member 5-like. Gene Ontology annotation, biological process: regulation of transcription by RNA polymerase II; cell differentiation; anatomical structure development. NCBI's taxonomy places the organism in Eukaryota, Metazoa, Chordata, Actinopteri, Cypriniformes, Cyprinidae. Gene Ontology annotation, molecular function: zinc ion binding; nuclear receptor activity; RNA polymerase II cis-regulatory region sequence-specific DNA binding. The record is from RefSeq and is a predicted model, not a curated record.
AUUCUUAUCUACGGUUCUCAGAGAUGAAACGGACAGCUGGCGAGUGAAACACGCUGAAUCUUCUCUUGUAAACAUAACCUGCAAGUUUGGACGGAUUAUUUAAGAACUUUCCUGGUCAAAGAACUGUCAUCCGAAAAUAACUUAUUCAUUUUAAUUUUAUUUACAAGGCUUUUUUUUCGCAAUAAUAUUUCGUGCGCGCACUUUGGACGAAGAUUACGAUUUGGUGUUGGGUCAGUGUGAUGACUGGCAAACGCUCUUGUUUUAUCGUUUCUUUAAAUACCUAAUAAUAGCUAACAACACAUACAUCCGAUCGCGAGUUAUCUUACAUUUAAUGCAAAACUUCACACGUGGGAUUUCGAGAUCGUGAAGUUUCAAUCGGAUGGUCUUCUCGUUCUUCGCUCUCAAAAACUGACUGUUCGGAGCGAUUAAAACUUGAACAUGUUUUUGGGAGUUCUCACGCAAUAAUAAGGCAUGUCACCUUCCUAUUUACUUUGUAAAUAUUCCAUGACCUCUUCUGAGUAGAGAAGUAAAGUUUCGCUCUAUCAGGUUUUUGGCGUAGGAAGAUCGGAGAGGUGGGAAGUCUAGAUCUCCUCGAGCGUCGUUCAGGAUCGUUUGAACUCUCCUCCCUGUUUGAACGGAGUCGCAUUGUAUCGGUCGUUACCACAGACAGUGUUGCGGGAUAGCAUGGCAAUGGUAGUAAAUCAGUGGCAAGAGAACAUUUCGGGUGAUCCCGGGUCCCAGUUGCAAAUGUGCAGCCAGGAGCCCGGCGGGACACCGGGAACUCCCUCAGGUUCAACCCCGGGAAACGACGCGCUCUCCGGGGACAAGAUUCCCAAUGUGGACUGCAUGGUGUGCGGGGACAAGUCCAGCGGCAAACACUACGGCCAGUUUACCUGCGAGGGCUGCAAGAGCUUCUUCAAGCGCUCGGUCAGACGGAACCUGAGUUACACCUGCCGGGGGAACCGCGACUGUCCCAUCGACCAGCACCAUCGGAACCAGUGCCAGUACUGCCGGCUGAAGAAGUGCUUGAAGGUCGGAAUGAGGAGAGAGGCCGUCCAAAGGGGUCGUAUGUCCAACUCGCAGUCCAGUCCAGGACAGUACCUGAGCAAUGGGAGUGACCCUUACAAUGGGCAGCCGUAUCUCUCGGGCUUCAUCUCUUUGCUCCUACGGGCCGAGCCAUACCCUGCGUCCCGCUAUGGAGCCCAGUGCAUGCAGUCCAACAACCUAAUGGGCAUUGAGAACAUCUGUGAAUUGGCCGCCCGUUUGCUCUUCAGCGCCGUGGAGUGGGCGAAGAACAUCCCUUUCUUUCCUGACCUGCAGCUCAUGGACCAGGUGGCACUCUUGCGCAUGUCGUGGAGUGAGCUGUUCGUUCUGAAUGCUGCUCAGUGCUCUAUGCCGCUGCAUGUAGCGCCCCUGCUGGCCGCUGCCGGUCUACACGCCUCCCCCAUGUCAGCCGAACGGGUGGUGGCCUUCAUGGACCACAUACGCGUCUUCCAAGAGCAAGUGGAGAAACUGAAAGCCCUUCAGGUAGACACGGCGGAGUACUCCUGCCUGAAGUCCAUCGUACUCUUCACCUCUGAUGCCAUGGGUCUGUCUGAUGUGGCCCAUGUGGAGAGCAUCCAGGAAAAGUCCCAGUGUGCUCUCGAGGAGUAUGUGCGGAACCAAUACCCCAAUCAACCCAAUCGAUUUGGCCGCCUGUUGUUACGACUGCCCUCCCUGCGUAUUGUUUCUUCUCCCGUUAUCGAACAGCUGUUCUUUGUGCGACUGGUAGGCAAAACGCCCAUUGAGACCCUGCUGCGGGACAUGCUGCUUUCCGGCUCCAGCUACAAUUGGCCUUACAUGCCUGUCCAGAGAGACCGGCCCAUCUCGCUCCAUUAUAAUGAGAACGGGCCCUGAUCCCACCCCCAAAAUCCAUAUCACACCCCCACCGCCAUGGGGUCAUGGCCAAUACAGAGUAUCUGUCAGCAAGCCACGCCCCUUUCUGCCACAUCAACACCUGCUUAUUUACCUGAAGCACCAGCCAUUUGUUUUGUCAAUGGGAAUGGACCACAGCGUUCAUAUAGACACUGAACUGUUUCCUACAGAGUUUUUCUAUGAACGAGGACUGUUUGGCCCAAAGUGCCACAUCCAUUCCUGAUUCUGAAGCAAAAAGAAGCCAUUAAAGCUGAUGCCAAAACUUUACCAGAACAGCUAUUAGAUGGACCUCGAAAACUGCACCACUUAUAUUAACAGGAGAGUCAAGACUCUGUCCAUUUGGUCGGGGUGGGGGGGGUUGUAUUUCACCCCAAGUACAACCGAGAGAAAGGCAUGACUCUUGGAGGACUCGUUGGAGAGAAAGCCAUUGCCAAAGUAGGACAGGCAGCCGAACUCUCUGGAGCAUUUUGGGGAACUGAUGACUGAGGUGAAAUUCUGUUUGUCUUGUUGAUUUUUUGUGUUUAGGUCUCUGAUGAAGUGGGAAGACUUGAAAGAGGCACUUGAAACCAGCCAGAUAACCCUAACUUUCCGUGCUUUUCUCAGCUGCAUCCAAAUAUUCAGCACAUCUAGACAGAAUGUUGCCGUGUCAAGCACAAUAUGCAUCUUGUUAAAUACAGGUGUUUAGCUCCUGUAGCUUCAAGAAAAAAACACUAGGGUAAAAUAGGGUAUUCUGGAACAUUUGGGAAAGUCGGGAAAGCUCUGAUUUGUCCAAGCCAACAAAGUCUAUGCUAACUUUACCAUAUUCUAGCUGGGUUGUCAUAGGAUAAAGUCUCAUUUGAUUGUGUAAAGUGUUGAGUGGGCAGUCAAACGUGCAAAAAUGACCCAGAUUACCCUAAGUGACCCGACAAACUCGAGACCUCAAUUAUGCCAAUAGUCUGCCUUUGAUGACCAGGUUUAUUGUGUAGCAUACUGUAGGUUUCAUCAAGUAUUUUUGUUACUUUCUUGCUCACUUGAAUAUGUUUAAACCCCUUUGUCACAUUUUUUAACAUGGCACUACAGCUUUUAAGGCAGCAUUUGGAUAUAAAAGCCAUUGGGACCUUUAAAAGCAGGACCUGUUGUAUUAGUUCACAGAAUAUUUCUAUCAAAGUAUUUUUUUCUGUAUUUUAGGUUUGGAAAAAUGAAUUCAUGAAAUAAAAUCUGUCAUUCACA